Messenger RNA from Pecten maximus, 2163 nucleotides. Its product is annotated as ras-related protein RABD2a-like. The transcript has 3 exons. Lineage: Eukaryota; Metazoa; Mollusca; Bivalvia; Pectinida; Pectinidae. The record is from RefSeq and is a predicted model, not a curated record. The coding region runs from base 285 to 1328 and encodes 347 amino acids. Gene Ontology annotation, molecular function: GTPase activity; GTP binding.
GAUUGAAAGUUAUCUUUCCUUCGAAACAUGUGACAUGUACAAUUUAUCUGAUGUUAUUAGGAUCGAUUUAUGUAAUUUCAUUUUGCCUAUAAAUACAAUCGUACAUGUAUAGCAGUGCAGUUUACCAUGUGGUUCCGUCAAGGUACAUUUACUAUUCACUACAUUGAUGUAAAUAAUUUAGUGAAGUUUACCAGGUUACGCAUGAGCCAUCCUUACAUCUAUGGAACAAGUAUUAAAUGAGACGCCGCCGUGUUUCUCUAUAGUAUUUGUGGUCUUGAUGCCGGAUGAGUUUUCCUAUACCUUACCUGGUACCGCUAGAUUUUGUAGUGGACAGAUGGAACUUCGGACACGACAUGGCUUUGUGUUUCCAUUCGUUGCUGAAUGAUAUCAUAGAAGAAACACACGAUUCCAGUGGACUGUCAUACUUGCCUUCCGAUGAUACUAAAUCACAGCGACAAAAUAACAUUGACUUCAGUCAGGCGCUAUCUACCAAAGGCAUCGCCAAAACUUCUCUCAGUACCGACUUUACGACAAGACAGCACAAACACGGCGCAAUAUGCUACCGUCAGUGGAAUGAGACGGAAUUCAUCAAAUAUAGAUCACCAAGCAAUGGCAGGUACAUAACUAAUACUUUGACAACAGAUACAACACAAAUGCAACUUAAACGAGGAGUUCCAAAAGAUCAAUGUGUAGACCUGAAAGUGAAAGUUAUAUUUCUCGGAGAAAAUGGUGUUGGAAAGACAACAAUGUUUGAAACGUUCGAAAGUGAAAAUUUGGAAACAAAAACUGUGAAAAAGACACAUUCUCACCAUAUUAGGAAAAGUUCGAAAGCUGAAUUCCCAAGGAAAACAAGUUACAAAUCGGUGGUUAAACGUGGCAAGGGAAAUGUCGACAUGACAAUAUGCGAUACUGCAGGUCAGGAGCGGUACCGGAGUCUGACCUCGUCAUACUACAGGGGGACACACGGCUGCCUCAUCUUAUUUGACGUUACCAAAGGCCACACUUUCGAAAGUGUCCAAUCUUGGUAUAGUGAUCUGGAAGCUUACUGCACCAGCCCUGAAAUGAUCUCCACAAUUCUAGUCGGAAACAACUGUGAUUCAGAAGAGCGAGAAAUACCAAAAGAAAAGGCAGAAAAAUUGGCGGAACACAUUGGAAUACCUUACAUGGAAGUAUAUAGUGAUAACUCCCAUACUGUGAGUGACGUUUUCGAAGCUCUUGCGGAUAUGAUAAUUGACAAAUACAGACUCCAUCCUUCGCUGGAUACAGUAUCUACCUCGACACGGCUCCCCAAACCAUCGAAUAAACCAAGCACCUGGUGCUUCUGUUAAUCACCUUUCUCAGGUGCGUCCUGUCGAAUUACAAUAUCCGACAUGGCAUUAGUGUUUAUUAACUGGGUUUCGUGAUAAGUUUGAUAGUAACCGAGUAUUAAAGCAUUGGACUGUAUAGAGUGUAAUAGCGACAAUUUCUUUUGAUGGCGAGAGAACAUAUAUUUGUUCUGACAUUGUCUUUCAUACAUUAGACUUUCCGGCUUCAGCGGGAUUGCAGAAAUCUCAUAUGUAAUCGUAACAUUAUUGAACAGAAGUUGUACUUUGUAAAAUUGUAUGUAUCGAACAUGUAUAAUGUAUAUGUACUAGUAAAACACAUGUAACAAUGAAAACUAGUCCCCUUUUAAGACAGGUGUGGCAUGCUGUUCAUUUGUCUGAAUCAGUAUGGCAAGGAUAUACAUGACACUUGAUAUGUUUGAUGUUAUGUAUAGAAUAUAAAUCAUACUGACACCAUCUUAUUCGUUAGCCUCCGCACUAAAUCAACAGAUCUACAAUCGAAAGAAAUUAAAACCAAUCGUAGCACUCAAGGUCACGCUGGUUGUGACCAUUGUCAUAGCGAUGUCAUGUUCAAUCAUACAAAUUAUAUACAAUUUCACAUAUCUAGUUUGUGAAUCAAAUCAACUUCCUGAAUAUAGACAUUCCUUGAAUACAGGUUUGCAUACAACAUCUCUAUUGAUCAAGGCAACCAUAACUGAAUAAAGUGACAAAAUGUUACCAAUGGUAUCAAUUUGAUAACCUCAUCUGUUUAAGUGUUUUGUUUCGUUUAAUUUAUUUAUUUCAUAAUCGAUAUCAGAAGGUAUUUUUUAUGAUGACAUAAUAAAAAAUGAUUACACAUGAA